UCCUUUUGUUCCACAAAAAUCCUAUUGUUUCCGAACCCUUUUGCCUUCUCCCUUGCCCUCUCACCUUCCUCUCGAGUCCCGUUACCACCCUCUCCUCCUCCUCCUCCUCUCACCGCUCAAUCUCAGCCCUCCGAUCAGCGAUGGACGACAGCUGUGCGGUCUGCGCCGAAUCCCUCGAGUGGGUCGCGUACGGAUCUUGCGGUCACCGCGACGUUUGCUCGACCUGCGUCGUCCGCCUCCGCUUCGUUCUAGAGGAUCGCCGAUGUUGCAUUUGCAAGACCGAAUCCCCCUCCGUUUUCAUCACCAAGGCAUUGGGUGAUUAUACAAGGAUGAUAAUGGAUUUUUGUGCAUUUCGAUAUUGGUACCAUGAGGGUUCGCAAGCAUAUUUUGAUGAUGUGGAACAUUAUCGGAUGAUAAAGGCAAUGUGUAGGCUUUCUUGCAGCAUUUGUGAUAAGAGCACAGAGGAGCAAGGUAAUGAGAACAUGAGGAGAAGGAACAGAUUCAGACAUAUAGAGCAGUUGAAAGGCCAUCUAUUUCAUCAGCAUCGGAUGUUUAUGUGCAGCCUGUGUUUAGAAGGGAGGAAGAUAUUUAUUUCUGAGCAAAAGUUGUACACCAGAUCACAACUGCAGCAACACAUACACACUGGUGAUUCUGAAGUGGAUGGCUCUGAGAGUGAGCGUGGUGGCUUUAUGGGGCAUCCUAUGUGUGAGUUUUGCAGAAACCCAUUUUAUGGGGAUAAUGAACUAUACAUGCAUAUGUCGACAGAGCAUUAUACAUGUCACAUAUGUCAAAGGCAACAUCCUGGGCAAUAUGACUAUUUUAGAAAUUACGAUGACUUAGAGACCCACUUCCGGCAAGAGCAUUUUCUGUGUGAGGACGAGGCAUGCCUGGCAAAGAAGUUUGUUGUAUUUCAAUCAGAUGCAGAAAUGAAGAGGCAUAAUACAAUUGAACAUGGUGGCCACAUGUCUCGCUCGAAGCGAAAUGCUGCACUUCAGAUACCAACUAGCUUCAGAUAUCGGCGGGGUAAUGAUCAAGAUCAGCGGCGGGGAAGAGGACGAGGUUUUCGUCCCGAUCCAUCUAGCAACGAAUUAUCGACCGCGAUUCAAGCUAGCUUGGAAACAGCAGCUGCAGAUGUCAGGGCUCGUGAAUCUUCUUCUAUUGCUCAACCUGUUAGUGACCCCGGUUCAGAUGCAGCUCCAAGUUCUUUAGCAGCCAACAGGCAAAGCUCUAGAAAUGCUCAUAUUUUGGAUGAAUCUUAUUUCCCUCCUCUAUCAGAUAGAGAGCCACCAGAGCCAUCAUCUCGGUAUGCUCAGGCUCUUAGCCUCAGGAGUUCUGCCAGACUUGGAGAAGAACUGUUUCCACCUCUCCCUGGUGUGAGAGAGAACAACAAAUCCAAACAGGCAGAAGGCUCGGGGAGCAGUACUCUUGCUUCCCGUCUCAAUCGAAAGAAAGGCACUGUGAAGGUUCUUAAUACUGCUCAAACUAAGCCAUCAGGAACUCAGCAUCUCGGUCCAUCUAAUUCUGCAAGUUUUCCUGAGCUUAGACCCAUGAUACAAAAUCAAGGUUCUACGUCAUCCACAACUAAUUCUAAACCACAGGCCAAAGUAAGCAAGGCAGCUAAAGCAUCAAGUUCAGUGAGAGGGAAUGGCUUUUCAACUCCGCCCCCUGGUAAUGUUGCAUGGAACUCGGUCAGCGGAAACAAUAGUAUGAGGCAUUCAUCAUCGGCUCCUAAUCUUGUUGAUGCUCAAAGACCGACUCCAAUAUCUAAUCCCGUUUCUGCUACUGUUGGAAACCAAGUUCUGCCAAGAGUGGAGGAUGUGCACACAGCAAACAAGUCUCUUGUAGAGCGAAUACGCAUUGGGUUAGGGAACGAUGAAGAAAGAUACGCAGCAUUCAGGAGCAUAUCUGCUGAGUACCGUCAAGGCCAAAUGAACACUUGGGAAUACAUUUCUUAUGUUGAGCAGUUUGGUUUGAUGCAUCUCGUGCCUGAGCUUGCUCGGCUCUUGCCUGAUCCUCAGAAACAGAAGGAGCUCAUCGAUGCCUACAACACUAAUGUUCGGAAUCAGGCUGUUCAAGAAAAUGGUGUACUUGAUGCUGGUAGCUCAAGAGAAAGCAAACAACGAAAGAAGAAGGGAAAAGGAAAAGGUAUCGAUCAUGCUGAUUACCCUAAAGGAAAAGAAGAAUUGGCUGAUAAUUUUCUCGAUACAGUAAGGAAACUCCAACUGAAUCAGAAGGCUCAGGGAGAAGAGGUGGAGGUUUUGUUGAAGGAUGGGUAUCGAAAGGCCAACUCCAUUUCUAGCUCGAGUGUGAAUUUGAGCAGUAGCAGUGGAGAAUCGCUUCUUGGUGCUAUGAGCUCUGGUAAAAGCAGUAAACCCCAUGGGAAGACCUCAAAAUUUCAUAGAUCACGUCUCGGUGAUAAUUCACCUGCUGCACUGCUUAAUCUUGGCCGUCCAAAUGCAACUAGCCCCGAACACAGAGUAGAGGAAUCUAGUGACAGACCACCUGAGGGUUUACCAGUUCGAGGAGUUUGGAAGAGCAAUGGUGCACAACAGCUCUUUUCAAAGAAGUAGUUAUAUGAUUUUGUGAAAUUUUUCGUACAAGUGAGAGGGUAAAAAAAAAGUUGGAUGGGUUGAUCUAUACCAGGUUCUAGGCUUUUUGGAGUUUGGCCCCUCACUCUGGGGGCUAAGAAGCUGUGUACUUUUUGUGUAGUGGGUUCUUUUUUUUUUAACAGUGGAAGAGACAUCAGGCAAAUUGUGGAUAUUGCUCAAGGUGUUGGGUUGGGUUUGAAGAAACUUCUGGCAUGAGGCUUGGUACUUAAGCAUAAUGUUUAAAGAAGUAAAUUAUUCUGGAGAAACUUGAAUUGCUGUGAAAUUACUUGUGAAUUGUUCGCAGCCAUGACUUGUUAAAGGCAUGGGUUUUUGAGUCAGAUGAGUAAGAGAUGUUAUAUGAAAUACUUGUUAUUAUCUUAGGACUACGGUCGUAUUUUGUUAAUGGUUGCUGGGGCCCUCGUUCUGUUUGAUUUCUGAUGUAGCUGGCCUCAAUGUUUAUGUCGUUUUUUUUAUUACUGUCGACAUGAUUGUUGUCAA
Messenger RNA from Asparagus officinalis (garden asparagus), 3086 nucleotides. Its product is annotated as zinc finger protein 598-like. Lineage: Eukaryota; Viridiplantae; Streptophyta; Magnoliopsida; Asparagales; Asparagaceae. The record is from RefSeq and is a predicted model, not a curated record. Gene Ontology annotation, molecular function: ubiquitin protein ligase activity; ribosome binding. Gene Ontology annotation, biological process: rescue of stalled cytosolic ribosome; protein ubiquitination.